Messenger RNA from Xylaria bambusicola, 1640 nucleotides. RefSeq lists its product as uncharacterized. The record is from RefSeq and is a predicted model, not a curated record. Lineage: Eukaryota; Fungi; Ascomycota; Sordariomycetes; Xylariales; Xylariaceae. The transcript is spliced from 2 exons. The coding region runs from base 247 to 1473 and encodes 408 amino acids.
CUUCAAGAUACCUAUAACAGCGCAGUUCUGCAAUCUCUCAUCUCAUCAACUAAUUAACCAUCUAGGUACCGUGUUAAGUGUUAACAGAGGACGCCACGAGUGAAAAUGAUAACGAGCUGCCUAUGGAAAGCUUCAGCCUGAGAUAUGAGGUGCUUGGCCCUUAGCGCCCAAUGACGCCAUCGUGGUCCAGCCGCCUCCCUUCCCGCGAGAAGCACCGCAAGUCUCGGCUCGGGAUGCGAUGUGAGCAUGGCCCCUCCGCCAGCCACCCCAACACCGCACCGCUUUCUUGUGCCAAAGCGUUCGCAGUCUCGUAGCGAGACGCCUCAUGUGGCCUUUCAGCCGAGCAGCCAGCAGUUCCAGGCUACGCCGCGGUUCUCGCUGCACUCAACGCCGCACAAAGGACCAUCGUCAUCUAUCACGCCAUUCCGGCAUCGCGGCACGGGGCAUGAUGUUGUUAUUGACAGCUCACCGCCACCUGUGCCGAGGCAAGAUCAUGUCAGCUACGACGAAGCUGAUGACGAUGGUGACUAUGUCGGGCUAGACGAUGAAUAUCAGCGCAACCGCACUGGAUUCCAGCAAGACACUAUAAUUGACGAAGAUGAUGUGGUACAUCAGUCCUCGCCCCUGGAACGAGGAAGUGACUGUGAAGCCUAUGACAUGAACGAAGAGAGAGACGCCAAACGCAGACGUAUCUCUAUAUCCUCUCCCGACAUUGGGAUCCAAGAACCAUCGACUUUCCUCCUCAAAACCGAAGACAUAUUAGAUGUCGACAUGCAAGAUACAGCCUCAGCCGUCGAGUCUCUCAGGUCGGAACCUACAAUCUCGGAAAACGACGAAGAAUCAGAUGUAGCAGUCAUUCAAGACGCCGCCGAGGGCACCGAAGACAGCUCUCCCUGCCGUGGAGAGAAACUGCUCGUUAAAGCACAUCGACCCACGUUUCAGAAACCGCCGCGCUUCAAGCCCGCUGAGCUACCAGGAGGCGCCCCGCGUCCGGAGCCCUUGCCCGAUGUCUUCUCGCCACAGCGCAAAGGCGCAAAGUACGUUGCAGGGGGACUGGCGGCUGAGCUACGUGAUUGGCUUGUUGAUGUUGAGGCAGGGUUUGGCUCUUCCUCGAUAGCGAAUACUACUGCGCGCGACGAAGAGUGGGUUGCCAGAAUUCAAGUUGAUGAUACAAGUGAUACAAGUCCAAACGCACGGGGUAUGACGCUUGUUCAAGGCAGGCAGAUACUGAGUAAUAAGGUCGAUGCUAACAAUAACAGUCAAGCUGAGGGUAGAAACGAAGAGGCAGGGGAUGUCCUGGGACACAGUAUCUUCAAGCUGAUACUUGCAGGCCCAGGCCGAUUGAGCGGUCUUGGUAUUGGGAAUGAUGUGCGACCUGGAGUCGUUAUCGGUAUUGCUCGACCUACUUGGGAGGUUGUACUAGAUGGCCUUGGACGCUGGGGAGUUGCUUGCGAUUGGGUUGUGCUGCGCUAGGGAUGCGACUGUCUGUAAGACACGCUCGCACUGAGCUACAGUAUGGUCCAAAAAUCUCGUUCACAUAACACCCAUCUAAACAAGGUAGUCACAUGUAUAUAAGUAUCCCCUUCAUCUAGUAGAUAUUUGUUGUGUACGCUACAACAAGGUUGUUACCUCGACCCCUA